This is a messenger RNA of Musa acuminata subsp. malaccensis (wild Malaysian banana), 1245 nucleotides long. RefSeq names its product short-chain dehydrogenase TIC 32, chloroplastic. The record is from RefSeq and is a predicted model, not a curated record. NCBI's taxonomy places the organism in Eukaryota, Viridiplantae, Streptophyta, Magnoliopsida, Zingiberales, Musaceae.
CGCCACUUCUAUGGCUAACAACAGCCCACCUCUCUCUGGUUGCUGUCUCUUAGCUUGCUGUCCUACCACGCUAUGUGCGUCGUACUACACCGAUUCUGUAGUUGCUAAAGAAGAACAGAGAGCCGGAGAUGGGUCUUCUCGGAUGGCUUUGGCGAGCAGGUCCUUCUGGCUUUGGCUCAUCUUCGACCGCCGAGCAGGUCACAGAAGGAAUUGAUGCAAGUCAACUUACCGCGAUCGUCACAGGAGCAACAAAUGGCAUCGGAAAAGAGACAGCAAGAGUACUAGCGCUCAGAGGUGCCAAAGUCAUUAUACCAUCACGAACUCUGGAUAGUGGGUUGAAGGUGAAACAAAGCCUCCUUGAACAGAAUCCGAGUGCAGAACUUCAUGUUAUGGAGAUGGAUCUCAGCUCCCUCGACUCUGUUGGCUCGUUUGCUCGAUCUUUCAAUUCAUCGCACAAGCAUUUGAACAUACUUAUCAAUAAUGCAGGAAUCAUGGCUUGCCCUUUCCAGCUUUCUAGAGAUGGAAUUGAGUUGCAGUUUGCCACAAAUCACCUAGGACACUUUCUGCUCACUAAUCUCCUGCUGGACAAGAUGAAAGCCACAGCCAAAAAAAUGGGAGUGCAGGGAAGAAUAAUCAAUGUUUCAUCAAAUGCUCACCGAACAAGUGAUGGAUCUUGCUUCAACCUUGAUAAGAUAAAUGACCAAUCAAAGUACAAACCUUUCAUCGCAUAUGCUCACUCAAAACUAGCUAACAUACUUCAUGCAAAUGAGCUGUCUAAGCAUCUACAGGAAGAGGGAUCCAAUGUGACAGUAAACUCUCUGCACCCAGGAGUAAUAUUUACGAACCUCGUUCGUCAUAUAGAGAUGAACCCUACCUUGAUGAAAUCACUUGCCGCUCUUGCAAAACCAAUUUUAAAGAGCAUACCCGAGGGAGCAGCAACUACUUGCUAUCUAGCAUUACAUCCGCAAGUAAAAGAUGUUACCGGGAAAUAUUUUGCGGACUGCAAUGAGGCAAUGCCUUCAGGAAAAGCAAGAGAUGAAAUCAUAGGCAAAACGCUGUGGGAGUUCAGUGAAGAACUUGUUAAAAGAAGAAGCAGGCCUGUGUGACAUCGUAUGGUCUCUUUCCUCGUGUAUCAAUAAUUCACGGUUCCCUCUACCUUACAGUGUCCCACAUUAUCAUGACACUUCUGACCUCGAACUUAUUCUGUAUGAAGACUGUGCUUUAUAAAGCAGUAUGUUACGGCAA